Molecule: messenger RNA, 1556 nt
Organism: Serinus canaria (Common canary)
Lineage: Eukaryota; Metazoa; Chordata; Aves; Passeriformes; Fringillidae
Gene: FSAF1
Product: chromosome 3 C1orf131 homolog
Exons: 7
Coding region: 1-933 (310 amino acids)
Source: RefSeq, a predicted model, not a curated record
AUGUCGGGUGCGACGGGAGCCGCCGGGGGUCACACGCCGGCCCGCCCGUCCGCCGCGGCAGCCAUGGGACCGCGGGAGCCGCACCGCCGGCUGGAGGCGGUGCUCGGCGCCCUCUACGACCUGGGUGGGGGCCGGGGAGGGGAGGGGGCAGGGCGUGGGCGCUCUGGAGCGGAGCGGCGGCGGCGCGGAGCUGACCCAUGGCAUGUGCUCGGCACAGGUGAGGAGCCCGGCGGCGCCCGGCGCGCUGCAGGGGACGGCGAAGCGAGAGCAGUGCCGCCGGCAGCGGAGGAAGAAGAGGAGAAGGAGGAGGAGAGACGGGAGUCGCAGCCGGCGGCGGGCGGGCGGCGCGGGGCCCGCGGCUUCUUCGGGGAGUUGCGGGCCGAGCUGAGCGCCGCCGGCAGUGCCCCGCCGGCCCCCGCCGCCCCGCCCGCCGUGGAGGUCGUGGUGUUCCGCGGGAGGAAGAGGAAGGAGCGGCGCGACCCCUCGGCAGCGCCCGCCGGCGGAGCACAGACCCAGAUAGUGAAUGAAGAGAAAAAUGCAGUCAGACAAGAAUUUAACUUUGAGAAGGCUCGCCUGGAAGUGCACAAGUUUGGAAUCACUGGCUACAAGAAGCAGGAGCAACGUGUUUGGGAACAGGAGCGUGCUAUCAUGCUGGGAGCCAAGCCCCCCAAAAAGACGCAUAUGAACUACAAGACUUUCCAAGAGAAACUGAAAGAGAAAAAAGCAGUGAAAGAUGCUGAUAAGGAAAAGGAACAUAAAGGUGAUUCUAUUAAGAAGAGGAAGCAGAAAGAGCAGAAGGAGAGGAAGGCCAAGAGGAAGAAAUCAGUGCCUAGCAUUUGGCCUGCAGGACAAGUUGGAAAAUUCAGAAAUGGGACCUUGAUUCUGCAAAGCCGUGACAUAAAGAAAAUUAAAUCAUCUAAAGUUAGCAAAUGAACUUCAUGAUACAGAGUGAAAUGGACAAUAUGCCUAAGAGAAUUCACAUUGCUACCAAAACAGACUUCUGGGGCCUUUUGCCUAUCCACCAUACCCUAAUUUUUUAAUCUUAUUUGUUAUUACAGGAUUUUUAUGUACCAUUCUGCCUUGGGAUGAAGAUUAGAAUUUACCAUUUUAUAAAUAAAGAUUAGAGUUCUUAUUAAGAAGGUUAUAAGGCUAUUUUUAUUAGUCAAUAUGUGCUGAAGAAAACAUUUCUUUUUGUAGAAUCAGCUUAUUGGCUGUAAGUAAAAUAAUCAUUUAAUCCAUAAAUUAAUGGAUUAAUAUAAAUAUUUCUUUUAUACUGAAGGAAUUUUGAAAAAGCAAUAUCUUACUCACUCUGAACUGGAAGUAGGUGUUCUCCAAACAUUUAUUGGACAUAAAUAUGUUUCUGUAUCCUUAUGGAUUAUUAGUUGAUAGUGGAACUGCACAAUGAUUCUUCUGUCCAGAAAAACCUCUUAAUGUUUCAAAAUUUCCUGCUUUGCAAUGAAGAUAAUACUUUUCUGAAGUUUUGUCCCAGGCAAGCAUUACACACUCAUCUUGUGUAUCUCUGCAGAGAUCUCCAAAUAAGCACUUUGGAUUAGGGC